Mytilinidion resinicola is the source of this 1368-nucleotide messenger RNA. RefSeq lists its product as uncharacterized. The record is from RefSeq and is a predicted model, not a curated record. Lineage: Eukaryota; Fungi; Ascomycota; Dothideomycetes; Mytilinidiales; Mytilinidiaceae. The transcript is spliced from 2 exons. The coding region runs from base 1 to 1116 and encodes 371 amino acids.
AUGUCUUCCCAUACCCAAGAUGAUUCCUCCACCAAAGAACCCACCUUCGCCGACUUAUUCAAAGCCAUCCUCCUCGUCUUGGUCAUCAACACCCUUCUUGCCCUCAUGAUUACUCUCAAUCCCAUCAUUGGUCACCUUGACGUCGCAAUCCUAUUCAACAUACUUCUCCUCCUGAUCGCGGCUGUGUUCACUCACUUCCAGCCCGAAGGCACUACCAACGAUGGGCAUAUCGCAGAUCGCCACGAAGGUGUGGACGACAAAAAGGAGCCUGUUAUCGGCCGCUUGCUCUACGCUGGCCUCUACCUCACCGGCCUCAAUGCGGCUCUUAAUACAAUCCGUGUUUUGCACCUAGUCCCACUGUCGCUUCUCCUCGUGGUCUCGACCCUUUUGAUCGCAGAGAUAGUCCCAUACCUACAGUCUGAAGAUGCUGUCCAGCAUGCCGAGACGUUCAUGCUUGACGAUAGCGCGGAAUGGGAGCUGGCUUCUGAGAUAAUGCCGAAGGUCGACAUUAAAAUGUACACUUCGAAGUUCACAUCAUACAUUUCCUCGCUAUUAAUUAGAGCGGAGUUGACCAUUAGCUUUCUUGCUUCCAAGCUUGGAUCAGUCACAAGCAUCCUCUCCUGCAAAGACGGAGCUACGAAGCGCGUGACUGGAAAUACUGGCGCCCCACAUACCGCUCUGUACAGCAAGACGCAGGCCCUCAAGCACGGCGCCGAAGCCCACCUCCCAUCUCCUGCACCGACGCCAACCUCCGCGCUCCCCACACUGCCAACAUCAACGGAGAACAAACAACUCCAGCCGCUCACCAAAGCCUUCGCCGGGAAGAUCAACGACAAAGCCUUCAUCGAAGAGUUCCGUCAACUUCUCCAAAUCCCGCCGAAUGCCACUGUGGCUCAAGCGAAGCAGGCUAUCAAAGCUCGAGACAACAAGAUCAUCGUGGACAGAGAGUUGAUGAAGGAUGAGGAGACGGCGGAAAAGCUGCGACUGAUAGUCGUGGCGACUUCCUUCCUCUUUCAAGAGCCACUGGAACUGGUGUCUGUGAAGAAGUGGCUGCAUCCUCGUCCGCUUGGACCUGGAGUGACGAAGAUUGGGGGACGGCGGCGCAACCGCCACUAAGGCUUGGACGGUCGACAUCAGCAGCCCCGCUCAACACCGAAAAGGCUUUCGAAUGGCAUGUACGACGGUCUUCGGAAUCGGUCUCUGCACCUCGAAGCAAGCUAGGUACAAGACGAAUGCGAUGUCAUUCUCUAUGGGACUAGUAUUUGAAGAAUCCGGAAGUGGUUUCCGCUUAGCGGGUUUGAACAAAACCUAUAUCCGACUCAGGACUUGCUGCAUGGUGGAAGGCGCGUGGGGUGCAUGGCAUGGGUU